AACAGUUGUCCAUAGGCCCUAAUGGGAUGCAUCCACAAGUGUUGAGGGAGCUGGCUGAUGUCAUUUUGAGGCCACUCUCAAUAAUCUUUGGAAGAGCAUGGUGAUUGGGAGAACAGGUGCGUGAGCACUGGAGGAUAGCUAAUGUCACCCUUAUCUUCGAGAAGUCUGGGAAGAAGGACCCAGGAAACUAAAGGCCAGUCAGCCUUACUUGGAUCCCUGGGAAGGCAAGGUUGCAAUGCCACCUAGAGGGACCUCAGCAGGCGGGAAAAGGAGCUGAUGGGAACCUUACAGAGUUUAAGAAAAAGAAGCACAGAGUCCUGCAACUAGGCUGGAAUAAUCCCAUGCACCAGAACGUGCUGGGGUCUGUAUGGCUGGAAAGCAGCUUUGCAGGUCCUGGUGGACAACAGGCUGUCCAUGAGCCAGCAAAGUGCCUUUGUGGCAAAGAAGGCCAAUGGUAUCCCAGAGUGCAAUAGGGAAAGACUUGUGAGCAGGUUGAAGGACGUGAUUCUUCCUGUUAACAAAGGUGAGGGCACAAGUGGAUUCCCCAAUACAGGAGAAAACUGGAGCUAAUGGAGAGAGUCCAGUGAAGGGCCAUUAAGAUGAUGAAGGGACUAGAGCAACUCUCAUUGAAAAACAGGCUGAGGAAGCUGGAACUGUUUAGCUUGGAGAAGAGAUGGCUCAGAGCGGGAUCUUACAAGGCACACAAAUAUCUGAAGGGAGGCUGUAGAGUUGGAGACAAACUCUUUCUGGUGGUACCUGGUGACAAGGCAAGAGGAAAUGGAUGCAGAUUAAAACACAGGAGGUUUCUCCUGAGUGUCAGGAAACUUUCUCACUGUGAGGGUGUUCUAACACUGGCACAGGUUGCCCGCAGUGGUUGUAGAGUGGUUUAUAUUACUUCCUUUGCAGUUGUUAUCAGUUAUUUAAGUUGAUCUAUAAAACCAAUUUAAAUUUUUAGUUUUCUUCUUUUAAAGUAAUACUUCUGCUUUACACAUGGCUGUUAUCAUAUCUCUGUAUCUUAUGCUUCAUGUUCUAUGAAAUGGAGGUUUUCAGCAGGUGUGGAUUAAUUUUUUUUUAGAUAUUGACUAUUAAGUUACUAAAUGUCAUUACUGCAAUGAAUUUUAUUUUUUUUAACCUCCUGAAACAUUUCAGCACUUGAUUUGCAGCAGUGUGGAAUAUCCAAUGAGGGAGCAAGAUCAUUAUUAGAUGCUCUUCAAACUAAUACAACAUUAGAGGUACUUGACAUAAGAAAAAAUCCAUUAAUAGGUAUGUAUCCGUGUCUGCCUUUGUCUUCUUUGUGUGGUGGUGGGUUUUUUUUCUUCUUCAGUAACUAUAUUUUAAGAAAAAAAAACAUGCCACAUUAAUUUGCUAAACAUUUUUAAAAUGAGGGAAACAAGAAGGGUAGGUAGUGUGUACUGCUUAUUCAAUGAUCUCUUUGUUUACAUAGAGUUGUCUCAUACAAAGAAUUCUUAGUAAUGUAUUUUAAUUCAUCCUAGGUCAGGUUCUGAUGAAAAACAUUAUUGAAAGAGUUCUUAAGAAUGGAACUGGUGCUAAUUCAGAGUAUAAGUGGCUGACAUCUCCAUCCUCCAAGGAUGCUUUGAAAAAUAGACCAAAGAAAAGGACUAUUGUUCUAGGAAGUGGUCGAAAAGGAAAAGCUACUAUUCGUAUUGUUAUCUGGAAACAGAGAGGACUAUUGUCUAAAAAAUCGGUAAGUCCUGGGAAAAAAAGUACAUCUGUGAAAGAGAGUUACUCACCAAAACCACAGCCACCAGGCACAAAAGGCUUCCUUCCUUGGCGGACUGCAGAACGUGCAAAGAGAUGCAGAGGUGGAGCUCUGGAUCGUGCUGGAGAAUUGCCAGUGGAGAUUCAGACAGGUGUUCCUGUGAAAGUGACAGUAGAAAGUGCUUCUACAUCUGAUACCGAAGACACAGAAGAUUUAGAUGAUGUCAUCCACUAUCCUGAUUUGGCAAAAUCAAUUGAUAAGAUUAAUGUAACAGAAUAUCAACAAUUAGAGUUGGAGCUGGAAGAAUGCAUGGAAAAACUAAAGGAAGAACAAAGAGCUAGAGAAAAGGCUGAGGAACGAGUAGCAGAGCUGGAAGCUGAAAAUGCAAGAUUAAGGAAUCUAAGUAUCUCCCUAUCCGAGGUUCUUCAUGCACAGUCAGUAACCAGCACAAUUUUGGAAGAUGAAAGUGUUCUAGGCAGCAUUGAGAACUCUUUCCAAAAGUUCCACGCUUUUUUAGACCUCCUUAAAGAUGCUGGACUUGGACAACUUGCUGUAUUAGCUGGGAUAGACCAGUCAGAUUUUGGCCUUUUGGGGCAACCACAAAUGAAUUCUACUCUCAGUAAGUCUGCUAACUUGGUAAAGGAGAAGUCUUUUGAAGAAGAAAGACAGGAACAUACCCAGAACAGCAAAAACAGAAUAGGGGACAUCCAACUGUCUCUUCCUGGCACAUUUCAAUCCCAGAUGGUGAUGAAUAAUGCCUUUUCUGCACUUAGAGAAAUACAAGAACUUCAGACUGCUGGACAGCAGUACCAGCUAGGCUCAUGGAAGGAAAAUGAAGCUCAAACAAUUAACCAAAAUAAAGAGGAUAAACCUCGUAGUAGUACACCAGUAUUCUCUGAGAGGAGAGUCAAACAAAAUGAACAAGCAAAAGGUCACUCAGCAAGACAGUUGGCUACUGGUCUGCACUCAUUUGCUGAUUCCAGUGUACGUAUUAAAAGUGAUGACAGCAGAGUAUCAAGUGGUAUGUCUGUUGAAAAAAGCAAAAAUUCUUCCUCUAAGAAAUACAUCCCUGGAGCAAAUGAAACGGCAGCUCCAACUACUGGAGCAAGAGGAAACCAAAGUACACUACAAGCAGUAAACACCUCUGGAAGUGACACAUUAGGAUCUGGCUCUGAAAUACAAGAAAGUAUACAAAGCGUUACCAGCAUUUGAAAUGCUUCUAAAAUGUUUGGACUGUUCUUUACAUUUGGAAUAUUAAUAAUAGAUUUUGGAUGUUUCACUAUAGUUUUUGAAUUUUUUGUAAGGUAAUGAAGACUUUGUGACUUUUUAAAGCAUUGCAUGUUGUUUCAUGUUUGCAUUCCUUGUCAUGAGAUUUCAAAUUUUGGAAACGUGAUAUACUUUAAAUGGUACCUGUCACUUCGUACUACAGACAAAGGACUUCUGGCAUAUGGAUUUUAUUAUCUCCACCAGUCUUGGUGUAGAGUGUAAACUGUUUUGAGCCAAUAAAGUUAAUUUGAGUACA
Myiozetetes cayanensis is the source of this 3242-nucleotide messenger RNA. RefSeq names its product centrosomal protein 78 (gene CEP78). The transcript is spliced from 10 exons. The record is from RefSeq and is a predicted model, not a curated record. Gene Ontology annotation, cellular component: centrosome. The coding region runs from base 1505 to 2932 and encodes 475 amino acids. Lineage: Eukaryota; Metazoa; Chordata; Aves; Passeriformes; Tyrannidae.